GUGAGGACGGGGUGACACGAGGUUCCCAAUUCGGAGAGAAGGAAGUGGUAGAGGGAGAUCUGAUUCAAAAGAUUUGAUUUUGAAGUGCAUCUUCUCCAUUCUUGGGGUUUGCUUGAAACCCAGAAGGCAUAUACCGCGGCUGCCUUACAGUUUGGUUAGGAAAUGGGUUUGUGGAGACUGUUGGAAGGCUUUCUUCUUCUUGCUAAUGCUUUAGCAAUAUUGAAUGAAGAUCGUUUUCUUGCAUGCAGAGGAUGGAGCUUCUCGGAAUUCUCAGCACGCCCGACAAGGUCUUUUAAAGGGCAGGUUAUUGGUCUGAUUUAUGCCACACAGUACAUGAGGGUUCCUUUAAUACUACUCAACACCAUUUGCAUUGUUGUAAAGUUUGUUUCUGGCUGAUCCUCCUAGUCCUAGGUGUGACAUUCAAACACAUGAAUUACGAUUGUGUCUGAGGAUUGAUUUUUCCUCAUUUUGAUCUUUACAACUUUUCGUUCUUUUGAUUGCGCAUCCUCUGUCGUAUGUAACUUUAGUACCUCUUAUAUGCUUUCUGUAACUCUGUUGCCUAAACUUGAU
Messenger RNA from Rubroshorea leprosula, 570 nucleotides. The record is from the annotation of a GenBank genome assembly. Lineage: Eukaryota; Viridiplantae; Streptophyta; Magnoliopsida; Malvales; Dipterocarpaceae.